GGACCAUACGGAGAUUUACUACCUCAGCUCUAUUGAAAAUAAGGAGAAUAUGCUCCAAGCCUGUAUCGACAAAAUGGUCGACGAGGCGCCGACGCUCCGACUCUACCCGGAGGAGAAUAUAGCUGCCAACAUGGCCGGCUUCAGACUCUUCCGGGAGAUACGGCAACUGCGUGAAGAAGUGGCCGAAACCAGUGACCUUCUCCAAGUCUUUCGCAAGAGCCAUCUGGAUGUCCGUCAAAGGACCUACUCUACUUGGGUACGAGAUGCCCUGGGUAAAAACACCCCAAGCCGGACCGCGGCCAUUCGAAGUCUUAAUAAGGAUAUUGUCCACGCCGGUGACAUACGCUUGGAUGCAAUGCUCGUCAAUGAGCGCUUUGCGAAAAGCAGUACUGAACGGCAACAUUUCAGUGCUCUUUACGGCCUCACCGCGGAGGACGUAAAUGCUCUUGACCAUAAGAAAUGCCGCGGGUCGCUAGAGGCCUUAAACAGAGCGGCAUCGAUUCUCUUUGACACAUCCAAAAAAAGCCUCGAAACGGGGAUGGAGGAGGAGCGAAAGAAGCUUGUCGAUCUCCUGCUGAAGGGGGAAUAUGAGGAGGCCGAGAAAUUGAGCGGUACUGUUCUAUGUGGGACAUAGAAUUCCAUCAUCGACACCCUUGUGAUAGUUUGGGUUUUUUGUUUUCAUCUUCAUCCCCUCUUAUCAUUACCCCAUUGUUACGCGCCCAGUUGGGCGGCUAGCUUAGUCAGGAAGGUAGAUAG
Molecule: messenger RNA, 756 nt
Organism: Penicillium brasilianum
Lineage: Eukaryota; Fungi; Ascomycota; Eurotiomycetes; Eurotiales; Aspergillaceae
Source: the annotation of a GenBank genome assembly